Molecule: messenger RNA, 732 nt
Organism: Hevea brasiliensis (rubber tree)
Lineage: Eukaryota; Viridiplantae; Streptophyta; Magnoliopsida; Malpighiales; Euphorbiaceae
Exons: 1
Coding region: 1-732 (243 amino acids)
Source: RefSeq, a predicted model, not a curated record
AUGAGAGAUCCAACUUUUAAAAUUGGGAUGAAGUUUGCCAACAGUCAUGAGUUUAAAGAAGCUUGUAAGGCGUAUGGCAUUAAGCAUAGAUAUAAAAUUCAUUUUCCUACCAAUGAUAAAAAAAGAGUUCAAGCUUGUUGUUUUAAGAAAUGUGGUUGGAAGAUAUGGGCUAGUAGGCUGAAUCCAAGGGACCCUAGUGAUGUUACAAUGCAAAUUAAAACUAGUCACUUUGAACAUAGUUGUGGAGUAGAUUUCUCCAAUUUCCAUGUAACUGUAAAAUGGUUAGCUUCUCAUUACCUUGAAACAUUUAGGCAUAAUCCCAUUUGGAGUUUAAAUGGCAUAAUUGCUAGGGUAAAGGCAAAUUUCAGCUUCAUAAUUAACCCUGUUAAAGCAUGGAGAGCAAGGGAGUUUUCUUUAAAGACAAUUAAUGGUGAUAAGGCAAAGCAGUAUAGUAGGUUACAUGAUUAUAAAUUGGAGCUUUUGAGAACUAACCUUGGAAGAAUAGCUACAUUUAAAGAAGAAAAGGGCAAAUUUGAAGGCAUUUAUAUUUGUUUGACUGCUCUUAAAGAGGCUUUUAAGGAUGGUUGCAGACCUCUUAUUUGUGUUGAUGGAUGCUGGUUAAAAGGGAAUUAUAGUGGCCAAUUGCUAACAGCAGUUGGGAUUGAUCCCAAUGACUGCAUUUUCCCUAUAGCAUUUGUAGUGGUACUCACUGAGAACAAAGACAAUUGGUAG